CAGAAAAGACGACGUAAACAAAGCAGAGAGCUACAAGUCAGCUAACGCCAAGUAGCUAAUGUUCGUGAGUAAAAUACCAAAUGGAGCUGUAUUAGGGUAAUUUGAUAAAAUCUGUUUUAUUGUAUUGGUGAGCACAACCUCCAGACUCACUCAUGUGCCGAGAUUGAAACUAAACAAGUUAACAAGAGACCGUUAUCGCUAGCUACUUUAGCUUUAGCUAACCUUGGGUAACGGGACACAGAUUUUGUGAUUCUGGAAAUCGAUGUUAUCUAAAAUAACUUUUAUUGAUAACACGGUGGUUACAGCCACUUGGUUCAUCGCUGUGUAGGCCGGCCGUUUUAAAAAGCUGCCAACGUUGAAACUAUCAUGAGUUAGCUCGCUAUGUAGCCGAUUUAGGUUAAGAGUCGAUCAGCUGGCCGGAUCGUGGUGUCACGCGCUGGACUCGGACUGCGAUGUUUAGCCUGAUGGCGAAUUGUUGCAACUGGCUAAAACGUUGGCGAGAGCCCGCAAGGAAAGUGACUCUGGUGAUGGUCGGACUGGAUAAUGCAGGGAAGACAGCCACAGUGCGAGGAAUCCAAGGAGACAAUCCCCUUGAUGUGGCUCCAACUGUAGGUUUUUCCAAGGUUGACCUAAAGCAGGGCAAGUUCGAGGUGACCAUCUUCGACCUCGGUGGCGGGAAGAGAAUCCGGGGCAUCUGGAAGAACUACUACUCCGAGUCACACGGCGUGGUGUUUGUGGUGGACUCCAGCGAUGUCCAGCGGAUCCAGGAGACGCGGGAGACCAUGGCAGAGGUCCUUCAGCACCCACGCAUCGCCGGCAAACCUGUGCUAGUACUGGCGAACAAACAGGACCAGGAGGGAGCGCUGGCUGAGGCGGACAUCAUUGAGAACCUGUCGCUAGAGAAGCUUGUGAACGAGAACAAGUGUCUGUGUCAGAUCGAGCCUUGCUCUGCAGUGCUGGGUUAUGGCAAAAAGGUCGACAAGUCCAUUAAGAAGGGCCUGAACUGGCUACUCAACAACAUUGCCAAAGACUAUGAGGCCAUUACUGAGCGUGUGCAGAAGGACACAGCCGAGCAGCGCGCUCAGGAGGAGCAGGACAAGAAGGAGCGGGCGGAGAGAGUGCGGCGGAUACGAGAAGAGAGAGAACGACAGGAGCGGGAAGAGGCAGAACGAGAAGGCAGGCCGAUCCAGGAAGAGGAGCCCGAUGAUGAAAACAUACCCAGCCCCUUCCAGCCAAUCAGCAGUGUAAUCUCUGAGAAUGAGGAUAAAGAGAAGGAGAGGAAGAGGCAGAGAGAGCAGCAGGAGGGCAGGACUAACAGCCCGAAGGCUGAUGCUGAUCAAGAGGACGAGGAGUGCGAGGAGGACAACGACGAGGAACCCGACGACUCAAGACAGACGCCGGAAAAUGCCAGUUCAGCCGCAACAGGCGAGCAAAGCAAGAAGAAGACGAGGAAGCUGCACCUGAAGAGGAAGCACCGUGUGGACCCGCUGAGGACAGAGGACGGGCCGGCAGAGAGCCCCACCCCUCCACCUCCUCCAGUGGGAUGGGCGACACCCAAAGUUUCUAGGCUGCCAAAACUAGAGCCACUGGGGGACUCGAAACACUCUGAAUUUUUCAGGAAGCCUCUCCCGCCUGUAGCGAACAGGCUGCGGCCUAACGGCGAUGCUCACGACGUCAUUUUUUAACCACUUGUAGUGAUCGAGGUUGACUCCCGACCAAUCACAGCUCUCCCCUUUUUUGCUUUCUGUCUCAAGCGAGCGGUGUGUAGACAGCCGCCACAAACACACACACACACACAGAGAAAGAGAGAGAGAGAGAGAGAAGACGACUCGGGACGCAGGGGGGCCAGUGAGCCAGGGGAAGUGCGACGGACACGAAACGCAGGAGCAUCGUGGGAAAUGAGGUCCUGCUCGGAAGCUGCAGUUCGGUUUUACAAACGGACACGAUUCAGCGUGAAGCGCUGAACUCGACUGAACUGAUUUUGUCAGGUUGUGUCUUCGCUCGACAAAAGCACGUUCAGUGCUGAAGUAUUUCGCUACUGUAGACUGAAACUUUUAUUUUUAUUUUUAUUUUUUGUUAAUAUCAGUGUUAAACAGUUUGGACUCCGUUUGUCUGACUGAAAUGCUUUUAAUUGACAAAGACUGUAAAUAUAUUAAUUAUAACCAUAUACAUGUUUAUGUCUGUUACUGAAUAUCGGAUUCAUAUACACACUGUCGUUAAAAAUGACCAUAUUUUAUUCAUUUAUUUUUACAUCUUCGGUUUUGCAGUGACAUUGAAGAUACAUAUGAUAUUGUGGAUGUACCUGAAUAUGUGUAAAAAGGACGAGUGGCUUUUUUUCUUUUUUUUUUUUAUAGCUGAGGGCUUCAAAUUUGAUCAUUUCAAGAUCAAAAAAAUUUCCUUUUUUUUUUUUUUUUUUUUUACAAAAGUGCCGUGAAAUGAGGAUGAAUCACAGCGUGGUGGCUGACACGGGUGAGUUGUGGAUGUAAUUAGCGACACAACGCUGAACUGUACAUGGAAAAGUGUUACACUACAUUGUGAUCGUUAACUGGUCACAUUGAUUAAUGAAUGUCAUCAUGCUUCACUUAAUUACUGUAAAGUUUUUAUGGUCAAGAAAAGAGAAAUCUGUAAUAGGCAACAUUUUUUGUCUCUUGCCAGCAGCAUCAUUAAGGAUCUUUUUAUUUAUUGUCAAAAAUGUAAACAUAUGAAAAUAUAUAUGUCUUUAUAUGUCUACAGGGCUACAGACUUUUUAUGCAUUCUGCUGUUCACACUGUGUACCUGUUUUUAAAGUGGUAUUUCCCUUGAGGCAGGAAGCAGCCUCACACUUGCUGCCUCUCAGGUGGCCCUGAGGUGUGAGCCAGCGUUGUUGUUGUUCCAGCUUUUCAGACUCUGCCUUCUGCACCCAUCCUCACUUUGAAAACAGCUGAAAAUAGAUACAAUUACAUCUCAAAAAAGCACAAAUAUAAAUCUGGAAUAAAAAAAAUGUAAAAAACCCCAUAGUUGGAACACUCCAUUGCCCCAGUUAAGUUUAUGUUGGAACAGUUUGCAGUGGGACGAUGGGGGAGGAGAAAGUAUCACUACACCGACACCUGGAACAGCCAAUAUUGGGUCAGAACACAUGAGAAUAUGUGUAGCAAAAGUAAGAAGAGGAAAUACCACUUUAAAAGCACAAUAUUGAAUUUCAAAGCUACAGUACAACACUCACUCUCUUGUUAAUGAGCUAGAUGUUUGAAAAAAAAUAUUUUUUCUACCCAGUUUGAAUUUUA
Molecule: messenger RNA, 3263 nt
Organism: Seriola dumerili (greater amberjack)
Lineage: Eukaryota; Metazoa; Chordata; Actinopteri; Carangiformes; Carangidae
Gene: arl13b
Product: ADP ribosylation factor like GTPase 13B
Exons: 10
Coding region: 453-1685 (410 amino acids)
Biological process (GO): non-motile cilium assembly; receptor localization to non-motile cilium
Cellular component (GO): ciliary membrane; non-motile cilium; motile cilium
Molecular function (GO): GTP binding; GTPase activity
Source: RefSeq, a predicted model, not a curated record